Molecule: messenger RNA, 1107 nt
Organism: Chanos chanos (milkfish)
Lineage: Eukaryota; Metazoa; Chordata; Actinopteri; Gonorynchiformes; Chanidae
Gene: ca14
Product: carbonic anhydrase XIV
Exons: 11
Coding region: 1-1107 (368 amino acids)
Cellular component (GO): plasma membrane
Molecular function (GO): carbonate dehydratase activity; zinc ion binding
Source: RefSeq, a predicted model, not a curated record
AUGGACUCUAUGUGGAGUUUUUCUUUGCGGUUACUCCUGUUUUGGCUUUGGACCAGCUGCCUGGAUGCGGGUUAUGUUGGCCAGUCCCAGUGGUCAGAGUUUUUCCCAGACUGCGGAGGCUCUUACCAGUCACCCAUAGAUGUGGAUAAGGCCCAAGCUCAGUAUGACCCUUCACUGAUCCCAGUUCAGACACUGGGAUAUGACCAGCACGGGAAUGCACCGUUCAUCCUCUCCAACAAUGGACACACGGUGAACAUGGCUUUGCCAGGCUGGAUGGGCGUGGCUGGGUUGCCAUGGCAAUUCAGUGCCGCCCAGCUGCACCUACACUGGGGAAAUGGAGCAGGUGAAGGCAGGGGCAGUGAACACACCAUAGACGGGCGGAGCGCUGCCGCAGAGCUGCAUGUGGUCCACUAUAACUCAGAGCUCUACACGAACCUGUCAGAAGCUAUGACCCAGAAGAACGGCCUUGCGGUCCUGGGCGUCCUUAUAGAGAUAGGAGAAGAAACUAACCAGGCCUAUGCCAACAUCAUCAAUUACCUGCAUCGCAUCAAACAUGCUGGUCAGUCUGUGGCCAUUCCGGCCUUUGACGUGCGCACGCUGCUCCCUGCGGAUCUGGGCCUGUAUUACCUCUACAACGGUUCUCUGACCACUCCCCCCUGCUACCAGAGUGUCCUCUGGACCCUCUUCACACAGACCGUCAAAAUCUCCCUCGCACAGUUGCUGAAGUUGGAGACGGUGAUGUACUCCACUAAAGCAGACGUUAGUGAACCCACUCUGCUCCAGGACAACUACCGCACGACCCAACCGCUUCACAACCGCACAGUGCUCUCCUCGUUCCCACACGUGUCUGUGAAAGUUUACACAGCAGGAGAGGUCUCUGCUAUAGUAAUGGGUUCUUUGUGUGGGUGUGUGGGUUUGGCUGUGAUCAUUCGCUUCAUCGUAAAGACCAUACGCUCUACGUCCAGCUGGGACGUCCUCCACAACGUCCGCCCCACCCCCCAGUCCAGAACUAAUGACUUGGCAAAAGAAUCCAAGCAGGACAUGGAUUUAAGGACGACCUCUGACCCAGGAAAGAAAGAGGAGUCCCCACCUCAGGCUGAACCUUAA